Molecule: messenger RNA, 575 nt
Organism: Cladocopium goreaui
Lineage: Eukaryota; Dinophyceae; Suessiales; Symbiodiniaceae
Source: the annotation of a GenBank genome assembly
AGGCUGCAACACGUGCAUUUUCCAUGGCUCUGACAUUUUGUCUUCCAACUACCAAGCAAUGACAGGGCCUGGGUACUUGAUCGAUACAACCCAGAAUACAGUGGCGGCGACUGAAACUCAGUCUGUGGCUUAUAGCACCGGCUGCUAUUUGAUUCGGGAAGUGUCCUGCGAAUUCUGCGAAAACAAGCUAGGCGUCACCUACGUUGUGGCGCCUGAUGAGAAGCAGGAGUACAAGGUUGGCAAGUUCUUGCUGGGUGCAGACAGGUUGAUCUUGCCACCGGGGGUUACUCAUCCCAAGGCCAAGUAAGCCAAGGCAGGACAGAUGUGAAUCGCCGCGCUGUCUCCACAAGACUUGUCCAGCUGCGCGCUUGCUGCGAUUGCAGUUUUCUCGAGCAGAGCCUAUCCUAAUUCGAUGGUUGGCACUGAUGCAACUGUGAUGCAGAAGUUGAUCACAAUCCAAUUGUAAAUAUGCAAGGUGUAUCAAGGUGUUUGAAUGACCACACAGGCCACAGUACUGCCUGCCUGCUGCCUGUGUUUUUUGCGUUUGAUGAUUAUCCACUCGGUUUGGUUCUGAC